AUGUCUAUCUCGGCCGUACUACAGGCUUGGAACACGUCCUGCGAUGUAGAUGAUUUUUCCUGUUUUUUGGACGCAGUUAAGGCUUACGUGAGCGCUGGAAACCGCAAAGAUGAAAUCUCGGGGACAUCAAAUGUAAAAACUCUCAAUUCGAUUCUUUGCGCUGCGUUUUCCGAUAACUACCCUCAGCCUGUUCAGCGAUGCAUAUUGGAUCUGAUUCAGCAUUUUGGCUCAAACACAUCUAUGCGAUACCGAUUGAUCACAUCGUUCUCCAUUCUGAAAAGCUUAGCUUUCGGACUAAUCUCCACCUCACCCGUUGGUACGGAUCAAGCGAGAUUGCUGGAACUUGUACAAUUGUAUACCAUCGAUUUACACCACUUGUGUGUUUCCCUCGAACCAGAGUUAUUUUCUUCCCUACUCAAGUUUGUCAUCCGAGUGAUUCGCCAGUCAAAGUCCGAUGAAUCACUCGAACCUGCACUUUGCAUUCUUGCAAGUUUGUCCCGGUUCUCCUCACUCAUUCAGCAAUGCUUGGCAAAAAAGGACGACUUCGAGGUGCUGCGAAAGACUUUACUGCACAUCAUGACCUCAGAUAGUGUUAGUCAGUCAUGCCUCGUGUGCUGCAUGGCAGUUCGUUUCUAUCUCUGGAAAGCAGCGGACAAAUUUUUCGAAGGAGUGCACGCACACAAGACUAUUCAGAUCCUCUUCAAUCUGCUGCUCAAUGGGGAAAUUAGUCUAUCCGGUAUUUGCGCUGGUGAAUUGCUUGCCGACUUAUGCUCUGAACCACAAGUAAUGGCGCAGCUGAGCAGCUUUCCAGGCUUGAAGAGCUGUUUACGCGAAGCCGUCGUUCAGUUACGAGCCAAGGACUCUGAACUGGUCCUAAAGCUUUUGCACUUGCUUCGUUGUUUGUUGAUGAACAAAACGGAUCACGACGUUGUUCACCUCCUUCGGACCAUGUUCUUCGAGUCUUGGGGCACAUCGGGAGCCAGUAAAGGCAAAGAAGAUGUUAGUGGUGAUGAUUCGCUGCGGCCGCUCAACACUUUAUUCGCUUUGGCCUCCGCAUCUGACGAUCUGGUUGCGUCCGCUGCUCUGGACUUUAUUCUACGAUUGAUAGAUACAGGAAAGGGAGGCGAGAUCUUUCAGAAGAAAAACACACCUACCUCAUCCACAAUCCUUGAAUGGCUUUUGGAUUUAGCGCUCACUGGCCUCCGAAAGAUUUGCGGCGCUGGUUGUGCUUCCUUCAGGCAGCUGCAAGAUGCCACCAACAAUGAUCACUCUCUCCUUUCCUCAAAAUUAUUACGCUUGACUCUGUUUAUUCGAUUACUGGAUUCCGUCCUCAUGUGCAUUCAAGAAAACCAAAGAGGUGACAGCGUUCUGAGUGGUUCAGAACAAAACAUCCUGGACCACUGCUGCUGCAUGAUGGAACUUCUUUUUAAAAUGAUAUUGGGUCAUUUCGAAGGCAAUCCACUUAUUGUAGCCCUGACCUCAGGAGCACAAUCGAAAGUGGACUCUCCUGAACCAAGAUCCUACAAAGCUGACCUAGAUUCAUGCCUACUUUCGGCGGAUGUGGCCAUCGAAGCAAUGGGCCUCGCGUACACAUGCGUUGAGGUAUUAACUGCGUUUGCUCCUGGUGCCUCUCAAGACGAUGAUGAAGUGUCCCUCACUCAGCCACGAGUUUCUGGAGCUGGCGAAGCAACUCCUAGGCCGUCACAAGAAUCGGUCAGAAAAUGUGGUCAGUCUUUACAAGAGCUCCUUGAGUGUCCAGAAACGCCUGGUUUGCUCGCGUUAGGUUUACUUACUUCGUCGGAUGCGGAUGCGGCUGCUUUAGACCCCCACGCGCUUGGUAUGGGUCAGGCAACACGAACAGCUGUUGUUCGAUUAUUGUCCGCUGCACUCCACUUGGACGGGUUCGAUAACACAAAAUUCGCUUCCCAACUCACACGUUUGCAGGCAGCGAACAAGAACCGGAACCAUUUGCUGGAUUCAUUUUAUAGUGAUUCGACAGAGGACUCUCGAUUGAGCUUCUCCUUUCUUUCUCAGUGGCUUCGUUUGUCCGCUGGUGGCGGACUGCACUGUGUCCAAUCGAGUCGGUGCACUCCCGCUGGUGCAUUUGACUCACCUCAACGUACGUCUCUCGUUCAGGGGGAAUUUGGACGCUUAGAACGAAAGGUUGACAAGUUCUUGAGUGAAAGAGAAGCACAAAUGGAUAAAGAGCGAACUGCGGAUCCCUCGGAUGUUAUCUCAGUUUUUGAGUUCAAAAUCAAGCUGCUUCAGAAUCGCGAGGAUGCCUUAGAAGCCAGCGCAUCCGCGAACGCUGAAGCUUUAUCUCAAUCGAAUCGCUUGUGCCAACAUUAUCGUGAGCGUGCAAUCGUGGCCGAGGCAGAAUCAAAACAACUAAGAAUCUUGCAGCUUGAUGCUGUGGCUCGAAUGGAAGUCGACGGACGCUCUCUGAAAUCGUUGCGCGACAACUUGAAAAAACAUGUUAACGAAAUCAAUGAACUCCGUGAAAAGUUAUCGCAUAAACAACAGGAGUGUCAAGAUCUGGUGCUCAGUACAGAGAACUUGCAGAAAAAACUGAAUGCAGCACGAGAACAAAACCGUGCUAUGGAUGCUACUAUUGAUGAUUAUCGAAGUCAGCUCGACCAAGCCAAGGAACAAAUCCAAGCUCAAUCGGCCCAGAUCACCAAGUUCACUCAGAUAACUCGAUUGAUCAAUGAUCUCACCGGAAAUCCCUCAGCCGAUGUAUCUACCGUCCAAGCCCAAAUGUCAGGCUCUAGGGAGGGUGGAUCUUGCCUAACGGACUGCGUCACCGGAGUUAGUCCUGAGGAGAAGAAAACACGUGCCAGCGUUGUCUCAGGAAAAAAACCACCCGCACGAAGCACCCGCCGCUGAAACGAACUUGCUCCGUGUACCUAUGUUUCGUCGUCAUCGCACUUGUAUAAAUGUACUCCAGAGUUGAAUUACGCCCGUCAACAUGUCUAGAAUGAGAAAUAAACACCUCACUUUGUGGCACAUCAAAGAAAGAUAGAACGAUGCGUGUAUUUAUAUUAUCACUCAAAAUCUGUUAGAUCUUUUCCGGCCCGUGUACUUUGAGUCAUUUGCCACCUCUUUCAUUUGCUUCCGUGCGCGUUCUUUUUUCUGCUUGAUCCACGCCACACUGUGUUUCGGGACCCUCUUCAGUUGUCGGGACUUGCGGACUUCCUCCAAUCUGCCUUGCAACACCCUGGUGGGGAUUGGGCCGUCAUCCGUGAGGGGUUGCGGACGGUCUCGAGAAAUACUGACGUCAAGAACCAGGAAGUAUCUGACCGAAAGAGUGUUAAGGAAAUAUUAUCAGAUGAUGUGGGAACGCCAUAUAAAUCGAGUGGAACAAGUGCAAAUACUCUGCAGGAUGAGGUACAAAGUGACUUCAACGAACUGCAGAAAAAUGGCGCGCCAGUAGCCAACACCUCACAAUCCUGUGCACACGCACUUUUUCCUUAUCAGUCUUAGUCAUCCAC
This is a messenger RNA of Dicrocoelium dendriticum, 3491 nucleotides long. The record is from the annotation of a GenBank genome assembly. NCBI's taxonomy places the organism in Eukaryota, Metazoa, Platyhelminthes, Trematoda, Plagiorchiida, Dicrocoeliidae.